Antechinus flavipes (yellow-footed antechinus) is the source of this 10747-nucleotide messenger RNA. Its product is annotated as zinc finger protein 260-like. The transcript has 5 exons. Bases 6405 to 8582 code for a protein of 725 amino acids. Lineage: Eukaryota; Metazoa; Chordata; Mammalia; Dasyuromorphia; Dasyuridae. Gene Ontology annotation, biological process: regulation of transcription by RNA polymerase II. The record is from RefSeq and is a predicted model, not a curated record. Gene Ontology annotation, molecular function: RNA polymerase II cis-regulatory region sequence-specific DNA binding; DNA-binding transcription factor activity, RNA polymerase II-specific.
UUUCAGGGUGGGAGCAUUUGCCUUCCUCCUCAGUGGUGAAGGAGUGGGCAAAUGGGACAGGACCCAGUAAAGACAGGGUAAUCUGUUAAAAACUGCAGAACCAUUGCAGGUGACUACUUGCUGGCAGAAUAGCCCAGUAGAAAAAGGAAAAGAGAUGAUAUGGGUGUGUAGAUAGGGGUGGGGGCUGCUAACUGCAUAUUGUAAAUUGUGUGACCAAAGAGAUCAAGCUCUUGAGGAAAAGGUAAUUUUGUAGAAGGAACUGGCUGAGUUACAAAGUAAACUGUCUAUGCUACAAUGUCAGAAUUUCAUGGGGGGGAGAGGUGGGAGAGGGGUCAAGUAUGUAAUUAUCAGAGUGUGGCAGAGAAGGCAGCUGUUAGAGCACGCAGCAUAAACAUAAGGGAAGGGAAGGGAAGUAUAAUAAAAAGUAAGGGCAUACUUCUAUCGGUACUGCAAGAGUGGAAUGGGAUCCUGACAAGUGGGACUGGGACUUCUGGGAUGAGACUGAGGGUGAGGGCAGUUUACACAAUGAGGCAUGAAAAUACCAUGAGCAAAAACAUCUGAACAAUGGCUUAGCACCAAUCACAGUGGGAGAAAAAGAAAAGUAUGGGGGAGCAGGUAAAGGAUAUGGGGAAAAUCAGGCUUUUAAGUAAGUGACUGAGGAUUUUACUCCACAAGAAAUUACUGAUAUCAUUAGUAGGUUUACCCAAAAGCCUGGAGAACUGUUAUGGACCAGAACUCUGAACUUGAAACAAAGGAUUCUUACAACGUACUGAGUCAGUGGAAUUGAUAGAGACAAUAGUUAUCUAAUUUAGCAUCGUUUGGUAUGAUUGAUUUAAUCCUACAAGGAGAUAUUAUGGGCCAGAACUUGAAACAAGGUACUAAGUGAAAUUGAGGAGACAGUGGUUAAAUCUAGUUUAGUAUUGAUUUAAUUCUACAACAAAUAAUGGUUUCCUAGUGAUAUAAUGAUUGGUGUAUACUAUAUAUGUGGGGCAUAUAAGCUAGAAGCUCUCAGGGUCAGGAAGGACAAGCGCACUAGAAGGUCUCGGAGGCUGAGACAGAUUCAUUCCAUUGUCCACCUUUGUGGUGGCUGAAGCACAAACCUUUGGAUAUUUAGAGAGAUUCAGAGGGCAGAGAAGGAGGCAGGAGCUCAAGGUCAUGGAACUAAGAAGAGAGGAAGGCCUCCAGAAAACUAUAGGUAUCUGCUUUAAUCUUUGGCCAGUGACUGGGCCAACUGGCACCUCUAAUAACUGUACGAUCCGCACCUAUGUCUACCAAUCCUUCCAAUGGUAAGCCAUUUAUAGGAGAUAGGACUUAGAAAGAGAUAAUAAAGGAUUUGGACUUUAAUACCUGGCUGCACUUGUAGUUGACUAAUCAAGUUGACUAAUACUGAUUGGAAUAGAGUAGUCACCCAAAUGACUUUCCCUGGUUUAGGGAUGAGGUCUAUAUCUCUCUUGGUAGAAUAUUUUUCCUAUUUUCAGUAAUCAUUUGUGAAGUAUGGAUACUAACAGUUCUUUCCAAAUUUGAUAAAAUUCUCAUAAAUCUAUUGGAAAUUAGAGAGAUUUUUUUUCUUCUUUUUAUUCACAUAUAUCUAAAUUGGUUUCCUUUUUUGAGAUUAAACUAUUUAAGAAUUUUAUCUGGUCUUCUAAUAGAGCAUUUCCUGUUUUGAGAGUUAUUCUUUCAUUUAUUUAUUGUGUGUUCUUACUUUCCUUAACAUAUAAUUGUUAAUAAUAUUAUGAUUAAUUUUUUUUUAUUCCUUCAAUCCUUACUAUAAUUUUUUGCCUUUCUUUUGUUUUAUAGAUUUGGUUUUCUGCUUCCACUUAAUUAAAUUAGCUAAGCAUUUUAUCAACUUUAUUAGUUAUUUUCAAAGAACUCAUUUUGGGUUUGAUUUGCCAUUUUUCAUUUCCAAUUUAUCUAUUUAUAUGUUUUCUUUUGUGCUUAUUUUAGCUAUAUUUCUUUUCUUAAUUUUUUAAAGUACACAUUUAUAAAGUACAUGAUUUAUUUAUUUUGUCUUUUUCUAUAUUCUGAAUGUAUGAUUGCAAGGAUAUAUUGUCUCCCUGAGGACUGCUUUAGCUGAAUCCCACAAAGUUUGGCAUGUUAUUUCAUCAUUAUUAUUUGAUUUUAUGAAGUUAUCAUUUCUGGUAUCUUUUUCUUUAACUCAGAUGUCCUUUAGUAUGUCAUUGCUAAGUCUGCAUUUGGUUGUAGUCAACCAAUUUCCAUUCUUAUUUUACUAGGAAACAAAAGGAUAUAUUGCUUAUUUCUGCCUUUUUACAUUUACAUUUAUUUGCAGUAUUUUUGUGCCCUAGUGAUUACCUUUUAUACAAACUCCACGUGUUGCAAACAAAUAUCCAUAUUACUUUGUUGUCCCAUUUUUAAAAUGUCAUGUCUUUUAACUCUAAUUUCUCCAAAAGUUUGCUUAUCUCACUUUUCAUCUCAUACUUCCCUCAUUUUUUCCUUUCACUUACUCAUAUAGAUCUGCCUUUCUCUCUUUCCCUUCAUCUAGAACUGUUCAUUACUUUUUUCUUUAAUUUCAUCCAUUUUCUUCCCUUUUCCAAUAAGGAAUUUUUUCCUCUUCAUGGUUCUUCUCUUUCUGUUUUACCUAGAUUCUCAUUCUGAGAUCCCUACAUCCUAUAGGUAUAAAAGGUGUUCAGUAAAAACUUGUUCCUCUAAUUGGUGAUGGUUGUUGAGAAUUCUAGAAAAUUUUCAGGCCAUCUCCCCAGAAUUCUGUUCUCAUCAAUAAUCAAGGUGGCUCAAUUGGUAUACCAUAUAUCUUUGGUCCAUAAAUAGCCUUCUGAGUAUCAUAAAGAUACUUUGGAGUAUUACUGCCUUUUUAAAAAUACACAUUUCUUUAUAAAUCACGUUGGGAGAGAAAAAAUCAGAACAAAAGGAAAAAAACACAAGAGAAAAAAGAGAGAGAAGAAAAAGAGGGAGGGGGAAGGAAACAUAGCAUGUGUUGAUUUAUAUUCAAUCUCCAUAAUUCUCUCUCUGGAUGCAGAUGGCAUUUUCUAUCCAAAAUUUAUUGAGAUUUCCUUGGAUCACUGAGCCACUAAGAGGGGCCAUGUCUUCAAUAGUUGAUAAUCGUGGAUUAUUAUUAUCGGGAUAAAACUGAAUCACAUCUGCCUUCAUACUGAACCAAGAAUCCUGCAUCUCUCUAAGUUUUGCUUGUGCCUUAAUUUUGAUGGAGUGAAAUGCCUUCUUAGAGAUGGAUGAACUGUCCUACUUGGAGUUUAAUUUUUAUUAAAGGGUCCAUGAUCCCCUCCAAUAAAGUAUACCUCAGAUCUUCAUCAUGAUCUUGGAGUUUGAUUUUUUUCCUCAUUUAGCAGUUUCUGAAUUUCCCAUCAUCUUCAUUAAAAAAGUCUUCAUGUUUGCAAUUGUGCUGACCCAGAUGAGUAAAUGCAGUGCUGUACACCAAAUCUUGGAAAGCUGCCCACUCCUUUUUGGCUCAACUGUUGCCAUCCAUGUGUUGGCUCAACUUUCCCUCCAAGUCAGCAACAAACUGUUCUUACUCACAUAAGUGCUUUUGAGUAACAUUGGAAGUUAUGAAGAUAUUAAGUCUUCUGAUACUCAUCUUGCUUUAGGGCAGCUCCUUUUUUUUUUUUGAAGGCAAAAUAGAACUUGGAGAGGAUUAGUUUACGAUCUGAACAGUACUCUGCCCCCAUAUUGUCUUUGUCACUGUCCCAUGCUGCCUGUCUCUUCCCUCUACAAUCAGAAAGUCUAUUCAGUGCUAAUGUUUGCUGUGAUGAUGCAUCCAUGAAGUUUUACUGUAUUAGCAACAAGAUCAAUUUGUAAUCAUACAUCAACUGUGAUGGACUUGGCUCUUUUCAACAAUGUGGUGAUUCAAGGCAAUUCCAAUAGAUUUGUGAUAGAAAAUGCCAUCCACAUCCAGAGAGAGGGCUAUAAGGACUAAAUGUGGAUCACAACAUAGAAUUUUCAUUUUUUUUUUUGUUAUUGUUGGUGUUUGCUUUUUUUUCUUUUCUCUUUUCUCUUUUAGUCUGACUUUUCUUGUGCAGCAUGAUAAUUGUGGAAAUAUGUACAGAAGAAUUGCACAUGUUUAAUAUAUAUUGGAUUACUUGCUUUCUAAGAGAAGGAGUGGGCAAAAGGUAGGAGAAAAAUUCUGGAACACAAGGUUUUGCAAAGGUGAAUGUUGAAAACUAUCUGUGCAUAUGUUUUAAAAACUUUAAGCUUUAAACAAUGCUUAACAAAGCUUUAAAAAUUAAAAAAAAACAUGAAAAAAAGGCAACACUAUAUACUUAGGGAGCUGAAUCCCACGGCUGCUUACCUUUGCUGCCUGUGUUUAGAGUGGUGUUUCCGGCUCCGAUUACAUCUGCAUCUACUGCAUCACUUAUCUGCUGCCACAGGAUUUUGAGAAAUGGUCACAUGGUCUGGAUGAUGUCUUCUGACCCAGGCACAAGCUGGAUUUCAGUGGGCCAGGGUUGUGCAGAGUUGUCACAGUGCAGUGGCAGGACACAGUUAAGACACCUGGCCAUGGAUCCAGGUGCAGUGGAUGACCUUGACAUCUUUGAUAGCUAACCAAGUUCUAAGCACUCCACAGCACCGGCUGCAGCGCAUUUAUGGCCCCUGGAGCAGAUUGUCCUCAUCCACCCAUCCCACCGGAGUAAGUCUUCACUUCUUGGGGGAGACGUCUCCUAACUCACCAACGAGUUUGAGAUCCUUGGCUUACCCUGAACCUGAUUUAGCCUGUCCCCCACAAGGGCUUACUGGGCUGUGGCCACUGUCUGCUCCGGCCUCGCGGAGUCACAGAUGAGAGACAGGUGGAGGUCCUAGUCUUACAGCCCCAAAUCCCCUACAAUUCUGAUCCAAUCUCCUUCAAUCUCUGUUAGAGUUCCUUAUCACGCGGCGCUGAUGCCCAAUGUUGAGAGCAUUUGGCCUUUAGGUCUGGCCUGCUUGUAGAGGGUCGAAGCUCCGAACAGGAGACGGCACCGCAAUUUUCCGAGAGCCAGUUCCUCAGAGAACAGGAUUCCCCACUUUCCGUUACUCUGGCGCCGCAGUUUUAUCAGGAUGCUCUUUCUGCUCGGAAGGAGAAAGGGCUGAGUCUUGCAGGAAAGGAGGGGCUGGAGGCGCUGGGGGAGGAGCGAUGACCAGCCCGGUGGGGGGUGGCCCAGGUGGAGCGCGAGCACGGGGCGGAGUUUAGAGGAAUGGGCGGAGUUUAGGUCGGAAGAGACCAUUGUGUGGAGGGGGCAGACUUUAGGGAGAAGAAGCUGUGACAGUUCUUAAGUCCCUGCCUGGGUGACUGAAGGAAAGGGCUCAAGCAACCUAGGGGCUUCAGCGGUUAGACAGGGAGACAUCCACCCCCUCCCAGCGGUCCGGAAGCAGGAAGUCUCUGAGCCGAGACCGGAAGCUGGAAGCCUUGGAGCCGAGAUCGUUCUGCCUUCCCCUGUAGCUGAAAUCGCUCUGUCUUCCCUACAGCUGCGAUCGCUUUGUCUUCUCUGAGCUGAGAUCCCUCUGCCCUCUCUGAGCUGAGAUCCCUCUGCCUUCCCUGGAGCUGAGAUCGCUCUGCCUUCCCUGGAGCUGAGAUCCCUCUGCCUUCCCUGGAGCUGAGAUCCCUCUGCCUUCCCUGGAGCUGAGAUCGCUCUGCCUUCCCUGGAACUGAAAUCGCUCUGCCUUCUCUGAGCUGAGAUCCCUUUGCCUUCUCUGAGCUGAGAUCCCUUUGCCUUCUCUGAGCUGAGAUCCCUUUUCCUUCUCUGAGCUGAGAUCCUUCUGCCUUCCCUGGAGCUGAGAUUCCUCUACCUUCCCUGGAGCUGAGAUCUCUCUACCUUCCCUAUAGCUGAGAUUGCUCUGCCUUCUCUGAGCUCGGAUCGCUUUGCUUUCUCUGAAUUGAGAGAUCUCUGUCUUCCCUAUAGCUGAGAUCUCUCUACCUUCUCUGAACUGAGAUCCCUCUGCCUUCCCUAUAGCUGAGAUCCCUCUGCCUUCUCUGAGCUGAAAUCCCUCCGCCUUCUCUGAGCUGAGAUCCCUCUGCCUUCCCUGUAGCUGAGAUCCCUCUGCCUUCUCUGAGCUGAAAUCCCUCCGCCUUCUCUGAGCUGAGAUCCCUCUGCCUUCCCUGUAGCUGAGAUCCCUCUGCCUUCCCUGUAGCUGAGAUCCCACCGCCUUCUCUGAGCUAAGAUCCCUCUGCCUUCUCUGUAGCUGGGAUCUCGCUGUCUUCCAUAUAUCUGAGUUCUCUCUACCUUCUUAGAGCUAAGAUCGCUCCGCCUUCUUUGUAGCUGAGAUCUUCUGUCUUCUCUGAACUGAGAUCGCCCCGUCUUCCCAAUGGCUGAGAUCUGUCUUCUCUGUAGCUGAGAUCUCUCUACCUUCUUUGAGCUGAGAUCGCUCCGCCUUCCCUGAGGCUUGAGAUCUCUCCGUCUUCUGGAAGCCAGAACUGUGCGUGCUCAGGGAGCCUGGAGCCAGAAGGAAUGGGCCCUGGGAGCCUCAGACCCCCUCCUCAGGAGAUAGUGACAUUCAAGGAUGUUGCUGUGGACUUCACCCAGGAAGAAUGGGGCCUCUUGAACUAUCCUCAGAAGGAGUUGUACAAGGAGGUCAUGUUGGAGAAUGUCUGGAACCUGCUCUCCUUAGGCUUUCCAGUUCCCAGAGAAGAUGUGAUUUCUUAUUUUGAGGAAAGGGAAGCACAAUGGAUGCUGGACCCAAAAGGCCUAAGGAGCUGCCCUUCAGGAGAGAUCAGACUCCAAAUGAAAAAUAUUGCAGAAUUCAGCCCUUCUGUGGAUGAAAUUCACAAGCAAACAUUCAUGAAUGAUGGUCCCUGUGUUUUCACUUGGAGAGAAAUCUGUGCUACAUAUGAGAGAAUCCACACUGGACAGAAAUAUGAUUGUAACCAAUGUGGAAAGGCUUUUAUACAGAGUGCUCUUCUUAUACAUCAGAGAAUCCACACAACAGAGAAUUCUCAUGAAUAUAAUCAAGUGAAGAACUAUUGUAAUACGCAUCAGAGAGUCCACACUGGAAAGAAACAUUAUGAAUGUAAUCAAUGUGGAAAGACUUUUACACGGAGGGAUGGUUUUAAUGCACAUCAGAGAAUGCAUACUGGAGAGAAACCUUAUAAAUGUAAUCAAUGUGGAAAGGCUUUUAGAGUUAAGCGUUAUCUUCUUGCACAUCAGAAAGUUCACACUGGAGAGAAUCCUUAUGAAUGUAAACAAUGUGGAAAGACUUUUACAUGGAAGAGUGGUUUUUUCCGACAUCAGAGAAUCCACACUGGAGAGAAGCCUUAUGAAUGUAUUCAGUGUGGAAAGGCUUUUACAUGGAAGACUGGUUUUAUUCACCAUCAGAGAACCCACACUGGAGAGAAACCUUAUGAAUGUAAACUAUGUGGAAAGCUUUUUACACAGAGUGCUCAUGUUAUAGUACAUCAGAAAAUCCACACUGGAGAGAAUUCUCAUGAAUGUAAACAAUGUGAAAAAUCUUUUAGAGUGAGUAGCUAUCUUACUGCACAUCAGAAAAUCCACAAUAGCCAAAAACCUCAUGAAUUUAAACAAUGUGGAAAUGCUUUUUCACAGAACUCAAGUUCACAUCAGAAAAUCCACACUGGAGAAAAUUAUGAAUGUAAUCGAUGUGGAAGGGCUUUUACACAGAGGAUUCAUCUUAUUAAACAUCAGCGAAUUCACACUGGAGAGAAACCUUAUGAAUGUAAUCAAUGUGGAAAAGCUUUUACAUGGAAGAAUAAGCUUACUAAACAUCAAAGAAUUCACACUGGAGAGAAACCUUAUGAAUGUAAUCAAUGUGGAAAGGCUUUUAGAGAAAAGAGAUUUCUUACUGAACAUCAGAGAACCCACACUGGAGAAAAACCUUAUGAAUGUAACCAAUGUGAAAAGGCUUUUAGAGAAAAAAGAUUUCUUAUUGAACAUCAGAGAAUCCACAGUGGAGAGAAACCUUAUGAAUGUCAACAGUGUGGAAAAGCUUUUACACAGAGGGCUCAUCUUAUUAAACAUCAGAGAAUCCACACUGGAGAGAAUGCUCAUGAAUGUAAUCAAUGUGAAAUGUCUUUUAGAGUGAAACGAUAUCUUAUUGCACACCAGAGAAUACACACUGGAGAAAAUCUUUAUGAAUGUAAACAAUGUGGAAAGGCUUUUACACGAAAGACUGUUUUUUUCCAACAUCAGAGAAUCCAUACUGGAGAGAGGCCUUAUAAAUGUAAUCAGUGUGGCAAGGCUUUUACAUGGAGGACUGGCUUUUUUCAACAUCAGAAAAUCCACACUGGAGAGAAGCCUUAUGAAUGUAAUCAGUGUGGCAAGGCUUUUACAUGGAGGACUGAUUUUAUUAAACAUCAGAGAAUCCACACUGGAGAGAGGCCUUAUGAAUGUCAACAAUGUGGAAAGGCUUUUACACAGAGGGCUCAUCUUACUAAACAUCAGAGAAUCCACAUUGGAGAGAAUUCUCAUGAAUGUAAUCAAUGUGAAAAGUCUUUUAGACUGAAGAGUUAUCUUAUUGCGCACCAGAGAAUCCACAGUGGAGACAAUCUUUAUGAAUGUAAACAAUGUGGAAAGGCUUUUACACAAAGCACUCAUCUUAUUGUACAUCAGUGUAAUCAAUGUGAAAAGUCUAUGAGUAAAGAGCUAUCUUAUUGCACAUCAGAGACUUCAUAAUUAGGAAAAUCCUUAUGAAUGUAACUAUUGGAGAAAGACUUUUCCACAAAAAUCCAAUCUUUUUCAAUAUCAGAGAAUCCACACUGAAGGGAAACUUGAUGAUUGUAAUCAAUGUAGUAAAACCUUUAGCCUAAAGUCAGUGCUUGUUUACUGUCAGAUUUGUGGAUGAUAUAGAAAUCAUAUAUGAGGAAGGCAUAGAAAUGAAGCAUAAAACUGUUUUAACAGAAAAUUCACUCUGAACUCAAGGAUUUAUAAUGAAAGGAGACUUUAGGAAUGUGCUCAGUGAGACCAUGCUUUUCUCUAGCAUAUGGAGGUCACUGGUGAAGGUUAAGUUGUGUCUGACUAUAACAGACUAGUCAGAUGAGAAAAAUAAUAAGCUUCCUGGAGGAGACAAUACGCUCAUAAAUCACACAAUUCAAUGAGAGAAUAAUUCUCUGGAUGAUCUCAGAAAUAGAAUGUCUUCAGAAUAAGGAAAAGACAUUUUGUCAUUAUUGGGUCAACUGGCAAACUAUAUUGAAUAAAGGGGAGAAAAAUGAUUUCUUUGAUCAAAGGUAUAAAAAUGGAGGAAAUUUCAGGGAAUAUUGUAGUCUUCUGCAGGCCAUCAACAUGCAACAUAUCACUGCAUGUGGCAAUCAAGAAGUUUCUCAUUAACUUGAAAUAGUUUCUGCCUCCUGGAUUUUGUGACCCAACAAUCCUAGAGUUGAGGAAUUCUGAUGAACUUGAGACAGAACAAAAAACUAUCAUGUAAAAAAAUAAAAACUAGCCACUACUGAGCAGACAAGAGGUCUUGAAAUCUAAAAAGCUUCCCAUGGUUCCUCCUGCUCUGCCAGCCUAGAAAGGAAAUCUAAAGGAGGAACUAAAUUCCAUAUAAGAGGUUUCUGUUGUCCUUGCCACACUCACUCUACAAAUCAGUGAAAGCCUUAGGUAAUUGUGACAGCCCCUCAUCAGAGUAAUGGUUUCUCAUUCAGAGAUCAACAUGUUGGAUCUAAGGGAGCAAUUCAAAAGGCACUAGGGGAAAUCUCUGUUCUUUCAAGCAAAGUCUGAGAAGGUCUUCCUUUGCCAGGAAGAACAAACACUGCUAGGAAGAAAGGUUUCUAACCAAAUUCAUUUGGAUGCUAAUGACGAUGCAAGCCACCUCUUGUCUAGUCACUGGAAGGGGCUUCAAGGGCCCUCUAGUCCAAACUCAUAUCUGCAUAUACCUGAUAGGGAGCCUGUUAUUAAGAAACUUGUCAUCAUGUCCAGCUGCCUCUUAUAUACUCUUUGGUCCUAGGGAAUCCCUCUAGGGCCAAGCAGAACAAGAGUGAUUCUUCCUAGACAUGAAAGCUUUUCAGGUAUUUAAAGAAUAUUUCGUGUUGCCCAAGUUUUCUUUUCUUCAGGUUAAGCAGCCUCAGUUUUUUCAGCUAGUCCUCAUUUGGCAAAAUCUCCAUCAUAUUCAUAGGCUUUCUCUGGAUGUAUUCAGAUUUAUCAGUACCCCUUGUUGAUUACCUCCCCUUCAUCACAGAUAGGUAGAAACAUGUAUGUUCUCUGUCAUGUUUAUUUCUGUGUUGUCACUUCCAUUAGACUGUGAGCUCCUUAUGAGCAGGGAAUGUCUUUUACCAUUUUUUGGUGUCCCUGGGUCAGAAGCUCAGUUCAGUACCUGGAAUAUAAUAGGUGCUUAACACAUGCUUGUUGACUGUUAUAAACUGGUCUGAUCAAGUCAGGCAAGGUAUAACAGGACUAUCACCUCUAUCUACAAAGAGGGAUUGUCAGGACUUUCUUAGAACUUUGCCUUUCCAAUUUGUCUUGUCUACAAAAUGACCAAUCUUCCAUUGACGCAAAAAGAUGGGGGGGGGGGGGGAGCGGGGAAGGGAGAGAUUUAAAGAAAGCAAAUGAUUCUUCCUUCACCUCCCUAAGUCUAAGAUGGAAGAAAAUUGUGACAGUUGUGGUAAUCAUCUUAUCAGUUGUAUUGUUUUCCUUCCAGGGUUUCUAUUGCUUUUGCAGUUUCCAUUUAUAAAUGGUACCAUCCCCCCUGAUUGUACCCAAAAAGGCUCAAAAAAACCCAUUUAGAGCCACUCCAGGGAACCUGUGGAAGAUAUUCAUAAAGUAUGCAUGGGUGGCUUUCAGAAAUGGAAUAUGAGAUUAUGGUUGGUAAAAGCCAUACCAAGGUAAUAAAACUAUUACAAGGA